Messenger RNA from Alosa sapidissima (American shad), 1116 nucleotides. RefSeq names its product ubiquitin-conjugating enzyme E2 variant 1-like. Gene Ontology annotation, cellular component: nucleus. Gene Ontology annotation, biological process: DNA damage tolerance; protein K63-linked ubiquitination. The transcript has 5 exons. Lineage: Eukaryota; Metazoa; Chordata; Actinopteri; Clupeiformes; Clupeidae. The record is from RefSeq and is a predicted model, not a curated record. The coding region runs from base 75 to 611 and encodes 178 amino acids.
ACUGAUUAGUCUGGGAUCAGCUUUUUAGUGUUGUGCAUUCCUCUGGAGGGGAUAAUGUGAACGAUUUGAGUUAAAUGUUAGUUCAUGGACCAGGACAUGCAAAUGAGAAUCUUGCACGCCAAAUCCUCUUUCAUCUGAAAAGAGAGAAAAGAGGCCAAACAGUACACCCUGACUGCAGUAUUCUUAUCGGCAUCAAAGUUCCACGAAACUUUCGGCUUCUUGAGGAGCUGGAGGAGGGCCAGAAGGGUAUUGGUGAUGGGACUGUCAGUUGGGGUCUGGAGGACGACGAGGACAUGACGCUCACACGCUGGAAUGGAACCAUUAUAGGCCCCCCCAGGACAAUUUAUGAGAACAGGAUUUACAGUCUGAAAGUGGAAUGUGGACCGAGAUACCCGGAGAUACCCCCGUUUGUCCGAUUCCUAACCAAGAUAAAUCUGAAUGGCGUGCACAACUCCAAUGGAGUGGUUGACAUACGUGCGGUGUCCUCGCUGUCCAAGUGGCAGAACUCGUACAGCAUCCGCGUGGUUCUGCAGGAGCUGCGGAGACUGAUGAUGUGCAAGGAAAACAUGAAGCUGCCGCAGCCCCCCGAGGGACAACUCUACAGCAACUGACCCCUCGUCCCCUGCCCCCUGCUCUUCGUCCAGACCCCCUAAUCUACAGGCACCUUCCUUCCAUACUGUUCAGCUCACUUCUACAACACAUACACACAUACGCACACACACUCGCACACAAAAACAUAUUGCAUGACACCACUCAUGCACACAGACACAUGACGUCCCACCGGCAUAUGUAUGCACAGACUCUUCCAAUUUUUUGCAAGACUCUUGAAAAAUGAAAACAGAUCCAUCCUCAAUACCCUUGCCCUGCUUCCAUGCUAUGCCCACUUCCUUUUUGCUGCAGCAGCCACUGAGCGCUACCCCCAGCAGGAGACUUCACUGGACAGAAGAGAUGGAUGCACAGGCGGGCAACACCCCCCAUGCAGACCAGACAUUAUAAUACGGAAAAAAAAGAAAAGCAAAUACUGUACAUCUUACUAUUUUCUUUUUUCUUUUUUUUAAUCUUUAUUUGUUAUACAUGCAGAUUGUGAAAAUAACAUAAAUGGUCUUAUUAAGUGUG